AUGAAACUGCAGGUGAAUUCAGUGGUGAACGAAUGUGUGAAUGCCAUUGACUGCCCAGAUAACUCGAUCUCUGUUCCUUCCUGCAAGAACAUGAAAAACCACUCCACCUCGCUAAAAUAUGUGGGCUCCAGAUAUGAUUCCACCUCACAAGAAUAUGUAAACAGUGUCUUUUUUACUUUAGAUGGGUGCAACGACAACGGUCGAUUUUAUAGGAUGAACGAUCAGUGGGAGCGCCAGUACAUGGACAGCACUUUGAUCUGCACUUGUCAGGGGGCUUCAGGAGUCAAGUGUAAAUCCAAACCAGCAGCCGAGGAGACGUGCUAUGACAAAUUCAAUGCACGCUCUUACCGAGUCGGAGAGACCUACGAGCGACCGAAGGAUGGCAUGAUAUGGGACUGUACCUGCAUUGGGUCCGGCAAGGGCAAAAUUAGCUGCACUAUCGCAAAUCGGUGUCAUGAAGGAGGAAAUUCAUACAGAAUCGGGGACACUUGGACACGACCACACGACACUGGAGACUACAUGCUUGAAUGCGUGUGCCUUGGCAAUGGAAAGGGAGAGUGGACUUGUAAACCAGUUGCGGAGCGUUGCUAUGAUGACACACUAGGAUCUUCAUAUGUGGUUGGUCAGACAUGGCAAAAACCCUAUCAAGGCUGGAUGAUAGUAGACUGCACCUGUUUGGGGGAGGGCAACGGACGCAUCACCUGCACCUCCAGAAACCGCUGUAAUGACCAAGAUACCAGAACCUCAUACCGUAUUGGUGAGACCUGGACCAAAACUGACUCCAAUGGAAACACUCUGCAGUGUCUUUGCACAGGCAAUGGUCGUGGAGAAUGGAAGUGUGAUAGACAUGCUGCUUCCCAUGCAACAACCGCCAUUGGAUCUGGCUCUUCCGUGGCUCAUAGAGUUUCACAAGUGAUGAACCAAGUCAAUGUCCUGUCUGAACUUCUUGAGGAGGGCAACUGUAAAACUGAUUCUGGUGUGUACUAUUCCAAUGGCAUGAGCUGGAUCAGAACUCAGGGCAGCAAGGAGAUGCUGUGCACUUGUGUUGGAGGAGGAAUCAGCUGCGAGGAGCAAGACGGACAGUCCUUUGUUUAUGGUGGAAACUCCGAUGGGCAGCCAUGUGUGUUCCCCUUUGUUUUUAGUGAGAACACCCACUACUCCUGCAUCUCUGAGGGCCGAACCGAUGGGCAGUUAUGGUGCAGUACCUCAUCUAACUAUGACAGUGAUGGCAUGUACUCAUUCUGUACCCGGAAGAACCAGCUUGUGACGACUCGUGGAGGAAACUCUAAUGGUGCUCUGUGCCAGUUUCCCUUCAAGUAUAAUGGACGCAACUACACCGACUGCACAUCUGACGGCCGUCGGGACAGCAUGAAGUGGUGUGGUACCACUACUGACUAUGAUACAGAUCGGAAAUACGGGUUCUGUCCCAUGGCUGCUCAUGAGGAAGUCUGCACCAUUAAUGAUGUCAUGUACCGUGUGGGUGACGAGUGGGACAAGCCCCAUGACACACUUGGUCACAUGAUGCGCUGCACGUGCCAGGGCAAUGGACGCGGAGAAUGGAACUGCAUUUCUUACACUCAGCUCAAAGACCAGUGCAUUGUAAAUGGACAGACAUAUGAUGUGAAUGAAACCUUCGAUAAGCGUCAUGACCAGGGCUACAUGAUGAACUGCACAUGCUUUGGCCAAGGUCGUGGUCGUUGGAGAUGUGAUGCCAUUGACCAGUGCCAGGAACCCGAGUCCAAGGCGUUCUACCAGAUUGGCGAGACAUGGAACAAAGUCAUCCAAGGUGUCCCAUAUAGAUGUUCCUGCUAUGGUAAUGGCAUUGGAGAACUGGCCUGUGAGCCUCUGCAGUCUACUGCUCCUGUUCGGGUCAUCAUCACAGAAGCUGGAAAUCAACAGAAUUCCCAUCCCAUCCAAUGGAACCCUCCCCCAUCUGCCCACAUUACGCAAUAUAUCCUGAAGUGGAGAGUCAAAAACACACGUACACCCUGGAAGGAGGUGACCAUUCCUGGGCACAUCAACUCUUACACCAUUUCAGGGCUUAAACCAGGUUUGACCUAUGAGGGUCAGCUGAUCAGUAUUCUACGCUAUGGACCAAGAGAGGUCACUCGCUUUGACUUCACCACUAUAUAUGGCUCUUUGGACAAAACAGAGGGUGAGACCACCCAGCCCCUGCCAGUAGUGGACACUUCAGAGUCCAUUACCGAAAUCACCUCCAGCAGCUUCGUCAUCUCCUGGGUAUCUGCAUCUGACACAGUGUCUGGAUUUAGAGUGGAAUAUGAACUCUCUGAGGAAGGAGCCCAACCACGUGUGAUUGACCUCCCAAGAACAUCUACAUCAGUAAACAUCCAAGAUCUUCUGCCUGGCCGUAGGUACAAUGUCCAAGUAUUUGAAGUCAAUCCAGAAGGAAAUACAAAUCUCAUCCUGACAACCACUCAGACCACUGCACCUGAUGCUCCAACUAAUCAUGAGGUCUCAGAUGUACAGGAGAAGUCCAUCACGAUCAGAUGGUCUAAACCCCAAGCACCUAUAACUGGCUAUCGUGUGGUGUACACUCCCUCGGUUGAGGGCAGCAGCACUGAGCUCAUCCUCCCCGAGACUCAAACAUUUGUGACACUGGGUGACCUUCGACCUGGCCUGUCAUACAAUGUCAGUAUUUACUCAGUGGAAGACAACUUGGAGAGUGAACCUUUGGUCCUACAGGUCAGCACUACUGGAGAGCAACAGCCUGAGGAGGUCCAAGCUCCCACAGACCUGCAAUUUAAUGAAGUUACCGAUGUCAAGAUCACCAUCACCUGGACUGGUCCUCCUAAUGAGGUCUCAGGAUACCGUGUGUCUUUUGCGCCCGUAAGCACAGAUGGCCGGACACAGAGACCCCUUCAGCUUCCUGUGACGCAGAAUGCUUAUGCUGAACUCACACACCUGCAGCCUGGCACACUCUACCGCUUCCAUAUUUAUGCAGUCAACAGAGGAGUGGAAAGUGAACCUUUGGUUGGGGAGAAAUCUACAAAGCCUGAUGCCCCUACCGACCUGCAGUUCUCUGAUAUCACUGAUGACAGCUCUCUGGUCAUCUGGUCUGUCCCCAGAGCUCAGGUCACAGGUUAUCGUCUCUUCAUCAGCAUGGCCAGCUCCAGCCCCAAACAGCUGAGGAUCCCUGGCCAUGAGUCUCAGUACAAACUCAGCGACCUUCAGCCUGACACAGAGUACAUAGUCACCUUGCACUCAGAGCAAGGGAACACGCUCAGCGAGGGAGUCACUGAUGCCUUCAGAACAUCUCAGCCAACUGGUAAUGCUCCUCGAUUCACCACAGAUGUCACAGAUACAUCUAUCAUUGUUACCUGGACCCCAGUACCACGAUUCAGCUACAGGAUGUCCGUGAGGCCCAGCCAAGGUGGUGAAGCUCCCAGAGACAAGACCUCUGGCGAAGGCACUAUUUACAUUUCUGGUCUAACUCCAGGAAUGGAGUAUAUCUACAGCUUGCAACCCUUGUUCAGUGGCAGAAAGCAUGGCAACCCAAUCACAAACAAAGUUGUGACAUCCCUAUCCCCACCAACUGACCUGAAUGUGGUGUCUAACCCUGUCACUGGUGAACUCAAUGUCAGAUGGAGCAGAACCAAAAGUCCAGAUAUCACUGGUUACAGAGUAACGUGCACACCAGUCAAUGGGCAGCGUGGAAAUACUCUAGAGGAGACUGUUCGAGGGCAUGAAACCUCAUGUACCCUUGAAAACCUGAGUCCUGGCGUUGAAUACAAUGUCAGUGUCUAUACUGUUAAAAACCACCUGGAGAGUGAGCCUGUCUCAGCCACCAUUACGCAAGAUGUGCCCAAGGUGGGUGAUCUCAGCUUUGUUGAUUUCACGGAUACCACAAUCGGAAUUAGAUGGACCCCGCUAAAUUACCCGGCAGUUACUGGAUACCAUAUUACGGUUGUUACGGCAGACCAGAGUUUUCCUAUUUUUGAGGACGUGGUGAACUCCUCCAUCAGCUAUUAUACCAUUCGUGGACUGGAGCCAGGCAUCAAUUAUGACAUCAGUGUGUCCACCAUUACAGAUGAGGCAGAGAGUGUGCCCUCGGUGAUCACACAGCAAACCCAAACUGCUAUUCCAGCCCCCACAAACCUGAACUUUGCUGAGGUGGGCUCAGACUCCAUGCGUGUGUCAUGGACUGCACCUUCUGUUCAGCCAUCUGAAAUUAGCCGCUUUGUCAUCCACUACCAUCCCACAAAAAAUGACGAUGACUCUCAGGAAGUCAAUGUAGGAGGUGGCACCAACAGCUUCCUCCUUCAGAACUUGCUGGCAAACACAGAGUAUCUGGUGAAAUUAGUGUGUGUGUAUGACGACAGAGAAAGUGAACCUGUAACUGGUGUUCAGAAGACAAAUUUGGACUCCCCAACAAAUCUGGACUUCUCUGAUGUCUCCACCAACUCAUUUACCGUGCACUGGAUGGCCCCACGUGCCAUCAUUACAGAUUAUCGCCUACGCUAUCAGCCAACAAGUGGUGGGCGCGCUAAGAACGAGAGACUUCCCCCGACAAGAAAUUAUUUAACACUGGUGGACCUGGCCCCUGAGACGGAGUACACGGUCUAUAUUUAUGCUGUCAGCGGCAGUAAAGAGUCUCUACCACUUACUGGAACACAAGCAACCGUCUCUGAUGCUCCCACUGACCUGGCUGUGACGUCCUCCACUCCCACUAGCAUCACAAUCUCCUGGGACGCCCCUGCAGUCACUGUACGCUACUAUAAGAUCACACAUGGUGAAACAGGUGAAAGAGAUGCACCCAGAGAUUUCACUGUUCCAGGAACACAGUCCACUGCCAUCAUCCAUGGCCUGCGUCCAGACACCGAUUACACCAUCACACUGUAUGCUGUGACAGGCAGAGGGGACAGUCCAGCCUCCAGCACACCAGUCAUCAUCACACACAGGACUGCAGGGGGAAGUGUUCCAUCCCCUUCAGAUUUAGAUGUUACUGAUAUUCAAGACAACGCCUUGACUGUCCGCUGGAGCCCAGCUAGAGGCCCCAUCACAGGCUACAGAGUAACAGGGACACCCAAGGGUGGGCAAGGUCCUACAUUCUCUGAGCUGGUUGGCCCUGAGCGUACAGAAAUGACCGUACGUGGCUUGGUGCCCACAGUAGAGUAUACAAUUAAUGUGAUUGCUCUCAGCCAAGAAGGAGAGAGCACCCCAGUGGUCCAGAAAGCUACAACAGCAAGUUUGCAGCAUCCAAGAGAUCUUACCUUCUCUGAUGUGGACUCCACCUCCAUGCUUGUGACAUGGGAUGUUACACGGGUUGCAGGAGUGACCUCCUACAGGGUUCUGUACUCUAGUCCAGAGGAGGGAGAAAGAGAGUACCAACCAGCCCUAAGUGGUCGUGAUAACAGUGUGGUUCUCCAAGGUCUACGUCCAGGCACCAUGUACAAUAUUAAAGUCAUUCCCAUGAAAGGACGUUACCCAGUCCGUACUCUUGAGGGCACUCAGCAAACUACCCAUGAGGAGACUCAGCCCACUGCUGUUCCUGCUCCCACCAAUAUAGAGUUCUUCGACAUUAGUCCAUCUUCUUUUGUUGUGGCAUGGCAGGCACCCAAUCCCAGACUUUCUGGCUAUCGUGUGGUGGCAUUACCGAAGAAUCUGUAUGUCCUAGCCAAAGAAAUGAAUGUUUCACCAGACUCCACACAAGUCUUAGUGCCUGGGCUCAUGGUGGCCACUGCUUAUGAGGUUCAUGUCUACGCACUGAGAGGUUCAGACAGCAGUUCACCUCUCACUGGAGAAUGCACCACCGCUGACAAUAUAACCCCUCCUCGCAGAGUCCGUAUCACUGACGUGAAAGACACUUCAUUCACUCUCACAUGGCGUGUUGUCAAUAAUGAGCCAAUGACAGGUUUCCUUAUUGAAGCCACACCCAAAAAUGGAGGUCACCCCACCUUCAGGCAAACUAUUCCUGCUGACCGUCGUACCUAUGUUGUCACUGGUUUGCAGCCAGGCAUCAUGUAUGUGGUCAACAUGUACACACUGAAUGGAAAUAGUCGAAGCCCUCCUUUCACAAUGACUGUAAACACAGCUCGACCAGCUGUUCAGUCUCCAACUAACCUCCAGUUCACUUCGCUGACCCCCAAUUCCAUCUCCUUCACUUGGCAAGCCCCUCCAACACACAUUACAGGAUAUUACAUUACUUAUGAAGAAUCAGGUGGUUCGCCUCGUGAGCUUAUACCACGCCCUAAUGCUGGCCAGAACUAUGCCACCAUCACUGGUCUGCAACCAGGCACCGAAUACAUCUUAAAGAUCAUAGCCCUACUAAAUAACCAGAGAAGCGCACCACUGGUUGGCACAGCCACAACUCAAGACAAGACUGGAAGACCACAAGAGGCCCAAACCCAAACCACCAUCUCAUGGCAGCCCUACCAGCAGAGUUCUGGUUACCUGGUGUCCUGUCAGCCCAUUACCCAUCCAGAUGAGAAGAUGUUUCAGAUGCAUGUCCCAGGAUCAUCCACAAGUGCAACCCUGAUUGGUCUCACCUCUGGUGCCUCUUAUAAUGUCAUUGUGGAGGCCUUGAAGGGAGCCCUCAAACACAAAAUUUUGGAGGAAAUGAUCACCGCUGGAAACACAGUUCCAGGAGAUGUUUCAUCUAGCAAGGACUCAUGUUAUGACACCUUCACAGCAACUUACCAUGAUGUCGGACAGGAAUGGGAGCGUAUGUCUGACACUGGCUUCAAACUCUGGUGCAAAUGUCUUGGCUUGGGAAGUGGACAUUUCAGAUGUGACUCUUCCAAAUGGUGUCACGACAAUGGAAAUAACUACCGCAUUGGUGAAAAGUGGGAGCGACGGGUAGAAAAUGGUCACUUGAUAAGCUGCACUUGCCUGGGCAAUGGCAAAGGAGAGUUCAAGUGUGAACCACAUGAGUCCAUAUGUUACGAUGACGGAAAGAUGUACCAGGUCGGAAACCAGUGGCAGAAAGAAUACUUGGGGGCCAUUUGCAAAUGCACAUGCUAUGGAGGACAGCAGGGUUGGCGCUGUGAGAAUUGCAGAAGGCCUGGUGCCGAGAUAGGCUCUGACCUGCUGAAGCCCGUCGCUUAAACAUCGGCCACAGGGUGAACAUUCAAUGCCCCAUCGAAUGUCUCCGACCUGAGCUUCUUGUAGAUGCUGUGGCCAAUGCCAAAACCCAAGAG
Molecule: messenger RNA, 7157 nt
Organism: Sinocyclocheilus grahami
Lineage: Eukaryota; Metazoa; Chordata; Actinopteri; Cypriniformes; Cyprinidae
Product: fibronectin-like
Exons: 46
Coding region: 1-7065 (2354 amino acids)
Biological process (GO): cell-substrate junction assembly; cell-matrix adhesion; heart development
Cellular component (GO): extracellular region
Molecular function (GO): integrin binding; extracellular matrix structural constituent; proteoglycan binding
Source: RefSeq, a predicted model, not a curated record